This is a messenger RNA of Pistacia vera, 1726 nucleotides long. RefSeq lists its product as uncharacterized. The transcript has 3 exons. The record is from RefSeq and is a predicted model, not a curated record. NCBI's taxonomy places the organism in Eukaryota, Viridiplantae, Streptophyta, Magnoliopsida, Sapindales, Anacardiaceae. Bases 805 to 1422 code for a protein of 205 amino acids.
CAUCAUGAAUUAUCACUUCCAAAAUUAAAGAAUUUGUCUUUGUAUAAUCUGAAAGAACUAGAAGGUUUAUGGAAAGGUCCCGCUCAUGUUUUAAGGUUGGAGAAUCUAACCACUUUCACAAUAAGUGGAUGCAAAAAGCUGAAACGUAUCUUUUCAUUUACUCUUGUUGAGAGAUUGGGUCAAUUGGAAUCACUUUUAGUACAAGAUUGUGAGAAUUUGGAAUAAGUAUUUUAUCUAGACAAAAAUGUAGGUUCAGGAGAUGAGAAAAACAUCAACCUCCCAAAAUUUGAAGAAUUAAGCAUAACAAAUUGUGGAGUAAAAGAGGUAUUCCAGUUGGAAGGAUAACAACAUGAAUUAUCACUUCCAAAAUUAAAGAGUUUGGAUUUGUAUGAUUUGGAAGAACUAGAAGGUUUAUGUAAAGGUUCUGCUUAUGUUCUAAGGUUGGAGAAUCUAACCACUUUAUCCAUAAUCGAGUGCAAGAAGCUGAAACAUAUCUUCUCAUUUACUCUUACUCAGAGCUUGGGUCAAUUGAAAUUAGUUCAAGUAAGAGAUUGUGAGAAUUUGGAACAAGUAUUUUAUUUGGAUCAUGAAAGAGAAGAAUAUGUAGGUGGAGGAGAUCAAAAGAACAUCGUGCUUCCAAAAUUGAAGAAAUUACAUCUAGAAGGACUUGCAAAGCUAGUAAGCUUUUUUCCAGAAAAAUAUGCUGCAUGUUGUCCAGCUUUGGAAGAGUUCAAAGUAAAAGACUGUUCCAAAUUAACUACAACUUUCAUUGUUGAAGAGUUUCAGAAUCUGCAGGUUGUAGAGAUGAGUAAUUGCAGUAGUCAAUUGUGGGAUGGAAUUCUCUCCGGGUUGAGAUGUGGCUUCUUCAAAAAAAUUAAAACAUUAAGCAUGGAAGACCGCUUCAACAAGCAUAAACAUAUCUUCUCACCAAUUGUUGCUCGAAAUCAUAUGUUGCAAUUGAAAGAGUUGCGCAUCAGAGAAUGUGCGGAAUUGGAGCAAAUCAUUGAUGUUAAAGAUGGUGAAGAAGUUGGAGCAAAUCUUCUCCAAACUCUAUUAGUUAUUGAAGUGGAAAAGUGCCAUAAAUUAAAAAAUCUGUUUCCUAUCUCCAUAGCUCGGGGUUUUCAACAACUGGAAAGCCUAACAGUAGUUGAUAACUCUGAAUUAAAAGAAAUAUUUGGAGAUAAUGAUGUGAUUGAUGAGAAAGAAAUCCAGUUGCCUCAACUUGAGUAUAUAAUCCUAGAAGAUUUACCAAGACUCACCAACUUUUGCCAUGUGGAUUAUCACUUCAUAUUUGUAGCACCACCAUUUGAAUUUUUGGGAGUCCAACGAUGUCCAAAGAUAAGUACAAGAUUUCAUGGGAUGAAGAAUAAAAGUGUGCAUGCGGAAGCAAAGUUGGCUCCAUCGAAAUCCAAUGAAUAUUAGUCUGUUUGAAGGGAAGCAGAAGAAAAUUCAAUUCACUGUCUUCAAUUUGACGAAUUUUCUAAACUGCACUUGUUAUAUAUAUUUGUUCUGUUUUAAGUCCAAUAUCAAUUCACUUGUUAUGUGAAUUUUCUAAUGGAUUAUUGACAGAGUUUAUGUUUGGGUUAGUAACUGAUGUAUUUUGUAAAAUUCAGGGUGAAGUUGAUUAAUCUGGUGCUUAAUUGUUAUAAUCUGGUGGAUCUAAUCAGUACUUCUACUGCUACAAUUAACUCAACUUUGUACUGCACCUCUUCAGUACUUCUGUUCU